CAAGAAGCAACCAGCGAAUGAAUAUAUUGGACCCAGAAAACGACAACUCUCUCCGGCAAAGGCGCUGAGGCUUGACCCCUUGUGCUGAUUUCUACAACAACAGAAAACAGGAAAACCGAAGAGGAACGAGUAUGUAAGAAGGAAUUGCUUGCCCUUCUUGGAAGUCUCUAACUUCGAAAGGUCCGCGUGUUCAUCACUGUCGCACUUUUUCACAUCCAACGGCUAGGAACGUCUCGCUGGCGUAAGCGGAAGCUAAGAUCCGUUGGAUUUAACCCAUACUUGCUAUUCAUUAUCCAAUCACCAGUAUGACCGGGCCGACCCGGACUGUCGCGACCCGGUUUCAAGAUAGCCGAGUUGUCAAACAUGGAUAAACCCUCUUAAGUCUUGGUAGCAUUCAAUCAAUUAACCAUGUCGUCACUUCAGCUAAUCCCACCUUCUCUUUCGCUUCCACUCCUUCUGAACUGUAAACUUCCAAGAGGUAACAGAGCUUCAGAGCCUCAUACCCUCGCGCAAAUUUCUAAGCUAAAGCGGAGCGUAGCUCGAGCUUCCAUCAACGGCGACACAAAUGGAGCUGUCGAACCGCCGAAACCCGCUCGCCGAGGCAGGAAAAAGGGACCCAUUUCGUCCUCAGCCACCUCUCCCCCUAAGAAAACAAAGGGUUCUAGAAAAACUGAAGCCGAGAACGGCACAGUCGGAGCCAACGAAUCAGAGAAGCUAGACCCAGAAUUCGACGACUACGACGACGGAAUCGACUUCCCGUACGACGACCCACCACUGAUCUGCUGCUUCGGCGCCGCACGGAAAGAGUUUGUGCCCACGGUCCGAGUGUCCGACAACCAAAUGCACCCGGACAUCUACUCAGAGUGGAAGAUGCUCCAGUGGGACCCGCCGGAGUUCGUGAGGGCCCCAGGUGGGCCACCGUCCAACGUGGCGAUAUCGCUCGUGAGGCUGGGCGGGCGAGCCGCUUUCAUGGGCAAGGUUGGGAAGGACAACCUUGGGGACGAGAUGGUUUUGGCGAUGAACAAGGAGAAGGUGCAGACGAGGGCUGUGAAGUUCGAUGGGAAUGCUAAGACGGCGUGCACGUACGUGAAGCUUAAUUUUGAGGACGGUAGGAUGAAAUCCGAGACGGUGAAAGAGGCCGCCGAGGAUUCGCUUCUUAGCUCCGAGUUGAACCUCGCUGUGCUCAAAGAGGCUAGAAUUUUUCAUUUUAAUUCAGAAGUUCUAACAUCCCCAUCAUUGCAAUCAACCCUUUUUAGAGCAAUUGCGUGGUCUAAAAAGUUCGGAGGUCUUACAUUUUUCGACUUGAAUUUGCCCUUGCCUCUGUGGAAAUCGCGUGAUGAGACGAGGGAAAUUAUCAAGAAAGCCUGGAAUGAAGCAAACAUCAUUGAGGUUUCAAGGCAAGAGCUAGAGUUUCUUCUAGAUGAAGAUUAUUAUGAGAGGAAAAGAAACUACAGGCCUCAAUACUAUGCUGACAAUUUUGAGCAAACCAAGAACCGGCGGCGAGAUUAUUACCAUUAUACCCGUGAGGAAAUCUCUCCAUUGUGGCAUGAUGGUCUUAAAUUUUUGUUCGUGACUGAUGGAACUCUUCGAAUUCAUUACUAUUCCCCUUCAUUUGAUGGUGUGGUGAUCGGAACAGAAGAUGUGCUCAUCACCCCAUUUACUUGCGAUAGGACUGGUUCUGGUGAUGCUGUUGUGGCAGGGAUUAUGAGAAAGUUGACCACAAACCCUGAGAUGUUCGAAAAUCAAGAUGUUUUAGAGAGGCAGCUUCGUUUUGCAAUUUCUGCAGGGAUCAUAUCACAGUGGACUAUUGGUGCAGUGAGAGGUUUUCCUACUGAAAGUGCAACACAAAAUUUGAAAGAACAGGUUUAUGUACCUUCAUUGUGGUAGAGAACAGAACAGGUUUAUGUGUGCCUUUAACGUGGCAGAGCGGAUCCUGAAACAUGAUGAUUUCUAUUUUCUGAUAAAUUUGUUGUAUGUUAUCAGGAGCUUUGAGAACUGUCUCCCAUGAAGGUGGGGGGAGAAGUUUUUUUGAAGAUUGCAUGAAAUGGAAUCACAGAUUGUAGGUGCACUUGAUGUGCUUUACACUGUCUCUUGUAAUGGAAUCAGAGUUUUUGAA
This is a messenger RNA of Corylus avellana, 2116 nucleotides long. It is a transcript of the gene FLN1, whose product is annotated as fructokinase-like 1. Gene Ontology annotation, molecular function: kinase activity. The record is from RefSeq and is a predicted model, not a curated record. Gene Ontology annotation, cellular component: chloroplast nucleoid. Gene Ontology annotation, biological process: chloroplast organization; plastid transcription. Lineage: Eukaryota; Viridiplantae; Streptophyta; Magnoliopsida; Fagales; Betulaceae.